Messenger RNA from Brenthis ino (lesser marbled fritillary), 381 nucleotides. NCBI's taxonomy places the organism in Eukaryota, Metazoa, Arthropoda, Insecta, Lepidoptera, Nymphalidae. The record is from the annotation of a GenBank genome assembly.
AUGAUAAAAAACCAUAUCUUGUACGAUGUUACGGAACUCUUUGUAUGUAGAACUGUGAAUUACGAUUUAAACAUGGCUCAAGAAAAACCCAUAUUUGAUUACCGCGAAGAAAGCCAAGGUGAAAAAUUGGCGCGCAAAACUAAAGAAUCUCCAUUUAUGGUAAUUGGAUUAGCGGGUUUAGCCACAGCCGUUGGUUAUGGAGCAUACGCAUAUAAGAACAGAGGGACUAUGAGCACCAGUGUCUAUCUCAUGCAGUUUCGUGUCAUCUCACAAGGCCUUGUAGUAGGGGCUCUUACUGCCGGCAUGGCGUACACUCUAUUCAACAACCACUUUAACAAACCAAAAGCAAUUAGUAGUAGUGUCAUAUCUAAAAAUGAACAU